GGCGCGCGGCGGGGAGGAGGUUCUCUCCCGGCUGUUGUAAACAGAGUCUGUCCCUGUGCCAACCUGGAGCGGGGAGAUCAGUAUAAAUAAGAGGACCUGCGCUCAGUCCUUACAAAAAGAGCUUCCCAGUCUCAGUCUCUUUAUAUUGCAACUAGAACGGAACAAGACAACCCGUAUUUUGAAAAGUCGACGUAGGUUUGGUUGGAGUCCUUGUCCCUUUUUUUUUUUUGGAUUUGAAGCAACUCAAGUAACAUCUAUCUUUUCGCAUCGCCCCGGCAAGCGGUGCGCUCUUGGUCUCAGAGCCACAGGUGUACAGUAUUUACAAGAAGAGAAGAAUUGUGACAUUUUGUCGGUGCCCUGGACAGUACAGGAGGGAGGCUCCGCUGUCUCGGUGCCUUGAAACACAUGCAAGAGCUUGAAUUCCAUUUCUGUGCAAGAUCACACUCGGCGGCGUGAAAAUGAGGCUCUGCAUCGCAAUACUUCUUGCAGUACUUAUCCCCAGUUAUAAAGCUGCUUGUCCACAUGAAGAUACAGAACUUCAGAUGUGGAAUCCUGGUCAUAAUGAAGCCCACCAUGUCUUCAUUGGAAAUGGCAGGCAGCUUCUUCUCAGCUCCUCUGCCACUGUCCACUCCAUACGGAUCUCUGAUGGAGGAAAGCUUGUGGUGGCUGACACCAAGCAGCCAAUCGUUCUGCGAACCAAACAUAUUCUCAUUGCAAAUGAAGGGGAGCUUCACAUUGGCAGUGCAGACUGCCCCUACAAAGGCAACUUCACCAUAGUCCUAUACGGAAGGUCUGAUGAUGUAGAUGCUGAACACAGCUAUUUCGGUCGCAAGUAUAUCGGUGUUGGCACAGGAGGCACGCUGGAGAUUCACGGGGAAAAGAAAAUAGCUUGGACAUUUUUAAACAAAACCCUUCACCCAGGAGAGACGAAUGAGGACAGCUAUCAAUUUGAAAAGAGCUGGGGGAACCGAGGCAUUAUUGUACAUGUCAUCGACCCUCAGACUGGGGAGGUGUUGCACUCUGACAGGUUUGAUACUUACAAGAGCAAGGAUGAAAGCCGACGCCUGGCCCAGUAUGUGGACUUGGUAGAAGAUGGCAUGAUUUUGGCUAUGGUGGUCAACGAUGAGGGUUCCAAUAACCUCGAAGACUUGGCCAAGAAGAGUUUGGCAAAGCUAGGCAGCAGGCAAUUCCAUCAACUCGGAUUUCGGUACCCCUGGAGCUUUAUUACAGUCAAGGGAGACGUCUCCUCAUCUGUCGAGGAUCAUGCCCCCUAUCAAGGAACCAAAGCCUCAUCGGAAGCCAAAACAUCAAAGGUCUUCCAGUCUGCAUAUGGAGAACACUUUACUGUCACGGCAACAAGCCAGUGGAUUCAAGGAUCUGAAUGGACAGAGUGGUUUGACCGUGAUGAUGAAAGGGGCUCUGGAGACUGGGAAAAGCUGGCUGACCUCCGAAAUGCUUUCCCUGACAAAAUCUGCGCCAACCCCCUGGAUAUUGAGGCAGCCACUCACGAUGGAAUCGCUUCCAAUCUGACAAAUGAGGUUUUCCACAAGAUUGACAAGGAUUACGGAUUUGUGUGUCUUAAUAAAGAUCAGCCCAAUGGGAUCUGCAACAACUACAAAGUGCGCUUUCUCUGCGGAAAGCUUGUGAAGCCCCAGGCAUCUAUAACAAUCGAUACCCACUCCAACACCACGAUCCUGGAGCUGGCUGAUGACAGCAGAACCUGGAAGGCAGGAGACACCAUUGUGGUGGCCAGCACGGACUACUCCAUGUACCAGGCAGAGGAGUUCACCCUCCUGCCCUGCCCCGGCUGUAUGGCCAACCAGGUCCGAGUGCAAGGCAAACCCGUGUAUCUGCAUAUUGGGGAGGAGGUGGAUGGGGUUGACAUGCGAGCUGAGGUGGGGCUCCUGACCAGAAAUAUCCUGAUAAUGGGGGAGAUGGAGACCAAGUGCUAUGGAAAUGAUGCCUGCAAGUUCUUUGACUUCGACACCUUUGGAGGGCAUUUAAAGGUGGAGCGUGGCUUCAAGGCGGCCCACAUCGCAGGGGUGGAGUUGAAACACAUGGGGCAGCAGUCCAUGGGCCACUACCCCAUCCACUUCCACAUGAACGGAGACGUGGACGAGAAAGGAGGAUAUCACCCCCCCACCUCUGUGGAGGGCGUCUCUGUCCAUCACACGUUCUCCCGCUGCGUCACCGUGCACGGCUCUAACGGCCUGCUGGUUAAGGACGUGGUUGGCUACAAUGCCCUAGGGCACUGCUUUUUCACGGAGGAUGGCCCUGAGGAGAGAAACACUUUUGACCACUGCCUGGGACUCCUUGUGAAGGCUGGAACCCUCCUGCCUUCUGACAGAGACAGUAAGAUGUGUCGUGACAUCACUGACGGAGCUUACCCUGGCUAUGUCGCCAAUCCGAGACAGGACUGCAGUGCUACUUCCACUUUCUGGAUGGCUAACCCUAAUAACAACCUCAUCAACUGUGCAGCUGCAGGCUCUGAGGAGACUGGGUUCUGGUUUAUUUUCCACCACGUGCCCACUGGCCCUUCAGAAGGAAUGUAUGCGCCAGGACGCACAGAGCACACUCCUCUGGGACAGUUCCGAAACAACAGGGCACAUUCCAACUACAGGGCUGGCAUGAUCCUGGACAAUGGUGUGAAAACCACAGAGGCCAACGCCAAGGACAAGAGACCCUUCCUGUCCCUCAUCGGAGCAAGAUACAGCCCUCACAAGGACUCGGACCCCUGCAAGCCCAGGGUGCCAGCGCUGAUCCAUCGUUUCAUCGCCUUUAAGAACCAGGACCACGGCGCAUGGCUGCGUGGAGGGGAUGUGUGGCUCGAUGCCUGCCAAUUUGCAGACAAUGGAAUUGGCCUUACUCUCGCAAGUGGAGGGACUUUCCCCGAUGAUGACGGCUCCAAGCAGGAGGUGAAGAACUCCCUGUUUGUUGGGGAGAGUGAGAACAGAGGGAUGCCCAUGCCUGACAGCCGAAUCUGGGGACCUGGGGGUCCCGACUCGAAUGGCAGGACCCUCCCAAGAGGAGUGAACUUUCCUAUCCGCGGAAUGCAGAUCUAUGAUGGACCAAUCAAUGUCCAGAACUGCACUUUCCGCAAAUUUGUUGCCCUGGAGGGGCGUCAUACCAGCGCCUUCGGCUUCAGGCUCAACAACUCCUGGCAGAGCUGCCCCAAUAACAACGUCUCUGACAUCACAUUCGAGGAUGUCCCUAUCACAUCCCGAGUCUUCUUCGGAGAGCCAGGCCCCUGGUUCAACAAGAUGCAGAUGGAUGGAGACAAGACAACAGUUUUCCAUGAUACGGAUGGCACAGUGAGCGAGUACCCGGGGGCCUUUCUGGUGAAGGAGGAUAACUGGCUCCUCCGGCACCCGGACUGCAUCGAUGUGCCUGACUGGAGGGCAGCGAUCUGCAGUGGCCGUUACGCACAGAUAUACGUUCAAGCUCAUAACCCUGCUAACCUGAAUAUGAAGAUAGUGAAGGAUGAAUAUCCUGAGCACCCCCUGGAACUGAUGGGUGCACUGGGAAAGAAGAGCCAUUACCAGCAGUACCAGCCUGUAGUGACACUGGCCAAGAGCUACACUUUGCACUGGGACAAGCCUGCCCCUGCAGAGGUCACGGUCUGGCUCAUCAACUUCAACAGGAAUGACUGGAUCAAAGUGGGAUUUUGCUAUCCUAAAGGAACAACUUUCACUAUCAUCUCUGAUAUUCACAACCGUCUCAAAAAACAAACUCGAAAAACCGGGAUUUUCAUGAGAACUUUCCAAAGAGAUAAAAUAGACCACAGCCACUCGGUGCAUGGCUACUAUUACUGGGAGGAGGACACGGGGCUUCUCUUCCUGAAGCUCAAAGCUCAGAAUGACAAGGAGAAUUUGGCAUUCUGCUCAGUGAAGGGCUGUGAAAGGAUUAAAAUCAGGGCUGUGAUCCCUAAGAACAGUGGCCCCAGUGAUUGCACUGCGAAAGCAUAUCCCAAAUAUGCUGAGAUGCCCAUUGUAGACGUCCCAAUGCCAAGGAAGCUGCCCAACACCCAGCUGCACUCCAAGGACCACUUUCUGGAAAUGAAGCUGCAGUCUUACAACACCCGUUUCUUCCACAUUAAGGAUGACUUUGCUUAUGCGGAGAUUAACGGGAAGAAGAUCUACCAGGCUGAUGAUGGGGUGCAGCUGACUGUCAUUGACAGUCACUACGGGAAGGUUCUAGACAGCAAAUCGUUUCGAAAUUCCAUUCUUCUGGGGAUCCCUGCCCACAUUGAGAGCUACAUAGCCAACAUCAAAACGGAUUGCAUAGUGUUGAUGACAUCCAAAGGAAGGCUUGUCUCUAGAGGACCUUGGACUAAAAUACUUGAAACACUUGGAGCGGACAGAAACGUUAAACUAAAAGACAAGAUGGUGUUCGUGGGGUUCAAGGGGGACUACAGGCCUGAGUGGGUGAGACUGGUCACGGAUGACGAGGUGGCUAAAAUCCACCAGGUGGUGCCGAUCCCUGUGGUGAAGAAAAUGAAGCUCUGAGGAACAGGGGGUGAGGGGGGAUACUGCAUUCCUGCUGUCAGCACUGCCUGAGCGGACUGUGCGAGGGAGCACUAGCGGAAACACAGAGGACUACUGACUUCUACCAACGUGGAGCUCCUGCUCACACUGGCUCGCUAUCUUCCCAAGCUCGUUCUGUUGUACCUGACAAAUGUUGACGUAAGUGAUUCGACUGUAACGUGUGUGAUGAAUAUACUUGACUUCAAGAAAACAAAAACAUUCCGUCUUUGACAAAAUGAUGUGGUGUUAACCCCAGUCCCAUUCCACCUUUUUCCAAGGGGGGGUGGGUGAAACUCUGUUUUUAACAGUGAGUGUAGAGUCUGUUUGUUUUUUUUUGUUAUUUCCACACUGCUUUCAUAUAAGAGUUUUUUGGUCCAUUUCUCUUUUAUUGUGUACCAGCGAGAAAUUGAAAUAAAAAGCAACUUCCUUCAAUUUAAUGUACGCACUAUGAAAAAAGGUAAUUGAUAUAUUUUGCCUAAAAAAACUGCUUCUGUUUAGUGAAUUGAAUUGAGUCACUAUUCAAUCUAGAACCAUUGGCCAAUUUCUCAAUUAGGUAUCAACAGGCUACUAGUUUUCCUAUUGCCGAAAUAGCUGGUCUUUUUUCGGAGAUCGUAGUUGUUAGUGUUUUUGUAUGUUAAAUGUGUUUCUAAAAUGCUUCAGAUUGAUAACAGAGAUAUAUUUUCUACUUAUUUAUUGUACAGGCACAAUGGAACAAAUUUAGAAGGGACAUCGUUUGAGUUGUAAUGUAUUUGCUGUGUAAUUGUCCUAGCUGUAAAAACUGAUGCAAGCACACAAUGAUGUACCAGUACUCAGACUAGUGUAUAAAUAAUAUCAUGUAGAAAUAUUGUUUUAUGCAGUAUGUUGGCUGGAUAUAUAGUAAUUGUGAUGUAAACAUGGACAUUCUUUUCAGAUCUGUUAAAUCACAUACCUUUUGUAAAACAAACAACCAACAAAUACAAAAUGAUGUAGCGUUUUUGGUAAUACCAUAUAUGUACAGUGUUCUCAAUAAAGUGUUUCAGCAAACAUCUGCUG
Molecule: messenger RNA, 5555 nt
Organism: Lepisosteus oculatus (spotted gar)
Lineage: Eukaryota; Metazoa; Chordata; Actinopteri; Semionotiformes; Lepisosteidae
Product: cell migration inducing hyaluronidase 1
Source: RefSeq, a predicted model, not a curated record